AGGCCCUACGUCUCCGCAAACCCCACGCUUCGGGGUGACCGCCUCAGACAGGACCCUGAGCCCGAGACUGGGGUAGGGGACCUGCCCGAUCCUGUAACAACCCUCGUGCUUCUGCACAGUCGCCUCCCACUAGCGCAGGUACUAGAAGAGACUUCAGGCUCCGUGACUAAAAGGCGUCAGACCAGUUGAUAUACCCACAGCUGCCAUGUAUUUCAGGACAGCCAGGAGGGGGCGCACAUCCGCCGAGAGACUGUGGGCAAGAGCGUCUGUGCUGAACCACGGAGCCACCAGAGGGCGCGCGAUCCCGCCCCAACCAACUUCCCGCGGAGGUGCCAGAAGCAGCGAGGAGCUUCAACUUCCCCAGUGCAGCACGAGGGUCGUGUUACCUUGGUGUUCUUCAUUGGUGAGUAAAAAGCUCCUGUCCACGGCCCUGAGUGCCAAGGAGUGAGUCUUUAGAGCACUCAGCAGAGGAAGAAAUUCAUCUAGAAAAAUAAAACCCCCAAAUCUCACUGUUUGGAGUACACCCUAACAUCAUUGUCAAUGUCCAAGACACAGUGGCUGCUAAUAUAUAUUCUUACAGUGGCCUCUAAUAUAAUAAUCACACUGUGCCCUACAUUACUAUGAUAUCCACACCGUGCCCUAACACCCAUAUAAUAUCCACACCAUGCCCUAACACUGAUGCAAUCCACACCAUCGCUUCCAAUACUAAUGUAAUAAUAUCCACACCAUGCCCUAACACUGAUAUAAUCCACAUCAUCGCUUCCAAUACUAAUGUAAUAAUAUCCACACCAUGCCCUAACACUGAUGUAAUCCACAUCAUCGCUUCCAAUACUAAUGUAGUAAUAUCCACACCAUCCCCUAACACUGAUAUAAUCCACAUCAUCGCUUCCAAUACUAAUGUAGUAAUAUCCACACCAUGCCCUAACACUGAUCUAAUCCACACCAUCACUUCCAAUACUAAUGUACUAAUAUCCACACCAUACCCUAUCACUGAUCUAGUCCACACCAUGGCUUCCAAUGCUAAUGUCAUAAUACCCACACCAUGCCCUGUCGGUGAUCUAAUCCACACCAUCGCUUCCAAUACUAUUGUAGUAAUAUCCACACCAGGACCUAACAGUGAUCUAAUCCACACCAUCUCUUCGAACACUAAUGUAAUUUUAUCCACACCACGCCCUAUCACUGAUCUAGUCCACGGCAUUGCUUCCAAUACUAAUGAAAUGAUUUCCACACCAUGCCCUAUGACUGAUCUAAUCCACACCAUCGCUUCCAAUACUAAAGUAGUAUUAUCCACACCAUGCCCUAUCACUGUUAUAAUUCACACCAUCGCUUCCAAUACUAAUAUAGUAAUAUCCACACCAUGCCCUGUCACUGAUCUAAUCCACACCAUCGCUUCUGAUAUUAAUGUAAUAAAAUCCACAACAUGCCCUAUCACUGAUCUAGUCCACACCAUCGCUUCCACUAGUAAUGUAAUAAAAUCCACACCAUGCCCUAACACUGAUCUAAUCCACACCAUCAUUUCCAAUACUAAUGUAAUAAUAUACACAGCAUACCCUAUCACUGAUCUAAUCCACACCAUCGCUUCCAAUACUAAUGUAAUAAUAUCCACACCAUGCCCUAUCACCGAUCUAAUCCACACCAUCGCAUCCAAUGCUAAUGUAAUAAUAUCCACACCAUGCCCUAUGUCUGAUCUAGUCCACACCAUCGCUUCCAAUGCUAAUGUAAUAAUAUCCACACCAUGCCCUAACACUGAUCUAAUCCACACCAUGGCUUCCAAUACUAAUGUAAUAAUAUCCACUCCAUGCCCUAUGACUGAUCUAAUCCACACCAUCGCUUCCAAUACUAAUGUAGUAAUAUCCACACCAUGCCCUAUCACUGAUCUAAUCCACACCAUGGCUUCCAAUACUAAUGCAGUUAUAUGAACACCAUGCCCUAUCACUGAUCUAGUCCACACCAUCACUUCCACUGCUAAUGCAAUAACAUCCGCACCAUGCCCUAACACCGAUGUAAUCCACACCAUCGCCUCCAAUACCAAUGUAGUGAUAUCCACACCAUGCCCUAUCACUGAAGUAAUCCACACCAUCGCUUCCAAUACUAAUGUAAUAACAUCCACACCAAGUCCUAUCACUGAUCUAAUCCACAACAUCACUUCCAAUAUUAAUGUAAUUAUAUCCACACCAUGCCCUAUCAGUGAUCUAGUCCACACCAUCGUUUCCAAUACUAAUGUACUAAUAUCCACACCAUGCCCUAACACUGAUCUAAUCCACAAGAUCGCUUCCAAUACUAAUAUAAUAAUAUCCACAAACUGCCCUAUCACUGAUCUAAUCCACACCAUCGCUUCCAAUACUAAUGUAGUAAUAUCCACACCUUGCCCUAUCACUGAUCUAAUCCACACCAUCGCUUCCAAUACUAAUGUAAUAAUAUCCACUCCAUGCCCUAUGACUGAUCUAAUCCACACCAUCACUUCCAAUACUAAUGUAGUAAUAUCCACACCAUGCCCUAUCACUGAUCUAGUUCACACCGUCGUUUGCAAAGCUAACGUAAUAAUAUCCACAGCAUACCCUAACACUGAUCCAAUCCACACCAUCGCUUCCAAUACUAAUGUAGUAAUACCCACACCAUGACCUAACACUGAUCUAAUCCACACCAUCGCUUCCACUGCUAAUGUAAUAAUAUCCACACCAUGCCCUAUCACUGAUCUAAUCCACACCAUUGCUUUCAAUACUAAUGUAGUAAUAUCCACACCAUGCCCGAACACUGAUCUAAUCCACACCAUCGCUUCCAAUACUAAUGUAAUAAUAUCCACGCCAUGCCCUAUCGGUGAUGUAAUCCACACCAUCGCUUCCAAUACUAAUGUAAUAAUAUCCACCCCAUGCCCUAUCAGUGAUCUAAUCCACACCAUCACCUCCAAUACUAAUGUAGUAAUGCCCACACCAUGCCCUAACAAUGAUGUAAUCCACACCAUCGCCUCCAAUACUAAUGUAAUAAUAUCGACACCAUGCCCUAUCACUGAUCUAAUCAACAGCAUCGCUUCCAAUACUAAUGUAGUAAUAUCCACACCAUGCCCUAUCACUGAUCAUUUAAUCCACACCAUCGCUUCCAAUACUAAUGUAAUAAUAUCCACACCAUGCCCUAUCACUGAUCUAAUCCACACCAUCGCUACCAAUACUAAUGUAAUAAUAUCCACACCAUGCCCUAUCAGUGAUCUAGUCGACACCAUCGCUUCCAAUACUAAUGUAGUAAUAUCCGCACCAUGCCCUGUCACUGAUCUAGUCCACAACAUCGCUUCCAAUACUAUUGUGAUAACAUCCACACCAUGCUCUAUCACUGAACUCAUCCACACCAUCGCUUCCAAUACUAAUGUAAUAAUAUGCACACCAUGCCUUAACACUGAUCUAAUCCACACCAUCGCCUCCAAUACUAAUGUAAUAAUAUCCACACCAUGCCCUAUCACUGACCUAAUCCACACCAUCGCUUUCAAUACUAAUGUAAUAAUAUCUAUACCAUGACUUAACAGUGAUCUAAUCCACACCAUCACUUCCAAUACUAAUGUAAUAAUAUCCACACCAUGCCCUAUCACUGAUCUAGUCCACACCAUCGCCUCCAAUACUAAUGUAGUAAUCUCCACACCAUGCCUUAACACUGAUCUAAUCCACACCAUCACUUCCAAUACUAAUGUAGUAAUAUCCACACCAUGCUCUAUCACUGAUCCAAUCCACAUCAUCGCUUCUAAUACUUAUGUAGUAAUAUCCACACCAUGCCCUAUCACUGAUCUAAUCCAGACCAUUGCCUCCAAUCCUAAUGUAAUAAUAUCCAAACCAUACCCUAACACUGAUCAAGUCCACACCAUCGCCUCCAACACUAAUGUAGUAAUAUUCUCACCAUGCCCUAUCGCUGAUCUAGUCCACACCAUCGCUUCCAAUACUAAUGUAAUAAUAUCCACACCAUGCCCUAUCACUGAUCUAAUCCACACCAUCGCUUCCAAUACUAAUUUAAUAAUAUUCACACCAUGCCUUAACACUGAUCUAAUCCACACCAUCGCCUCCAAUAGUAAUGUAAUAAUAUCCACACCAUGCCCUAUCACUGAUCUAAUCCACACGAUCGUUUCCAAUACUUAUGUAAUA
Messenger RNA from Gorilla gorilla gorilla (western lowland gorilla), 4121 nucleotides. RefSeq names its product mucin-2-like. The record is from RefSeq and is a predicted model, not a curated record. Lineage: Eukaryota; Metazoa; Chordata; Mammalia; Primates; Hominidae. The transcript has 3 exons. The coding region runs from base 621 to 1919 and encodes 432 amino acids.